Molecule: messenger RNA, 3840 nt
Organism: Tilletiaria anomala UBC 951
Lineage: Eukaryota; Fungi; Basidiomycota; Exobasidiomycetes; Georgefischeriales; Tilletiariaceae
Exons: 4
Coding region: 1-3840 (1279 amino acids)
Source: RefSeq, a predicted model, not a curated record
AUGCAUGUUGCAGGGCUCGGUAUUCCUCCGCAUCAGAAUACACCUGCUGAAGGAAGCAAGAGAUUGUCGCAAAGUUCCUACUCCGUCAGGCUUGAACCCGAUGCUCACUUCCCGACACUAUCAGGACAUCUGCGCAACGCAUUUCUUGCCAGGGGCAGGACUUCGGCGUGGGACCCGACUAUUGGAAAGAGCCCUGUUUUCCACAGCGUCCUCGUCGAUCGUGACAUUCGCUUACCGCCUCGCAAGGUGCGCGUCUCAACCUCGACAUCGAGCGGUGUAGCCUCAAUUUCCCCUGCCUCGCAGCUUCCUCCCCGCUCACCACUCUCGCCGCUGCAGCUCAACGGUCCUCUCUUUCCUGAUGGAAUUAUCUCGCCCCAAUGGAUUCGAAGAUACAGGGAUCAAGUACCAGCGGUGCACAUCAUAUUUCAUUGUCUAGCUCAACUGCCAGCUCAGCUGCUCUCGUCGACGCAGGAGCCUGACCAAGUGCCACCAGGUAUCAUUGUCCAAGGCGAGGAUGAAGCUAGCACCCUACAGAAGCUCAAAGCUUAUGACGAAGAGCUUAUUGCACAUAUAUCUGACUCUCUCAGGAUCCUGACCGAGCGGGGGAUCAAGCUGACUGUUGUCCUUCUGACCACCCGCGGCAUGCUCUCACACCCUUCUUUGGAGGCGAGGUUGAGCUACAUUCGCCGCAACUCGGGACUUGAUUCCAAGGCUUCCCUGUUUGUUCUCACUUCGGUCCCGCGGAGUGAAGUCGAAGAUUUCGUGUCCAGCCUGCAAGGUGCGGUUUACGAAGCAGCGCUCGAUUACUACCGUGAACAGGCUCGCCGUGUCCGACGCAAGCGGACUCGAUACCCACCGCCUCCAAGCGUUUGGCAACCUAUUGCUGCCGCACACAAGCAACGCGCACCCGCAUGUGCCUCUCCAUACGAACCCAUUCCGCUUUCCAGGGAGGGAUGGCACAUCCGUGCAGAGUUCAAAUUGGGCACAUUUGCCGAGCUGGCUGGUGACCUCGAUACAGCGCUGCAACAUUACGUGGAGGCCAAGGACAUGCUUGCAAGCUCGAGGUGCCUUGGCAGCACAUCCAUGCUGCCACCGCGAACCAAGCGGUGGGCAGAGGCGAAGGUACUCGUCGAUACCCUUAACAUUCGGAUUUGCCGGCUCUAUCUGUAUCAGUAUGCGACCUCCAUCGGUGGACAACUCGUGCCACCUGGCCACCCGAGGAGCGAUGCGCAGCUGCAGCUCGCCAUGAGCACCUUUCAGAGACACAUUAAGCGCUUUACCGAGCUUAGCACAGGAUGGGGCAUCGGCGAUGCGACUUUUGAGUUCUGGAGCUGGCUUGCGAAGCAGUAUCGCAUGCUUGCAGACCUUCUCGACCAGGCGACAAGCGGUCAAGCACGCCUAGAGCUUCCAGCGCACGCACCACCUUUACCGACCAACCUGCUACCGAGCAGCAUUGCUCAUGGGCCUAACCCUCCUCCAUUUCUUGGUCCUCUGCUCGCGCCAAGUACUAGCGCACUGGCCGAAGGAACGGUCUCACUCCACCAAAUACCUAACCCAGGCUACAUCUACUACUUGGCGGGCAUUUGCACGAUUGAGCGGCGUAAUCGCUUCACCAAGAUGAUCGAAAAUGGCGACGGAAAGGACGAACGGGCUAGCGGGUAUCCUGCGCUCGUGCACGAAAAGCAAGUCGAUCAUGCAGCUCAGAUUGGUGAAGUUCUCAUGCAAGCAUACGAGCACUUUAAGAGAGCUGAUCAAACAAGACAUCUCCUGCUCAUCGCAUCGCAAAUUGCCCUCAACUACUUUGAAGGGGGAAAGUACGAGACAGCACUACCAUUCUUGAAACGCAUAACGAAGACUUACCGCCAAGAAGAGCAGCUCGUUGCGCUCCGCCAGCUCCUUCAGCUGGAAGCAGAGUGCGCCCACCAACUAAGGGACACUGCAAGCGAAGUACAAGCGGCUUGCGACCUGCUAUCAUUCGGUGCCGAUCCGCGUGGUCCUAUUCAUCGCCUUCACGCUCUGCAAGUAGUACAAAAUAUCAAAGUUCCUCCCGAGCGAAAUGCCGAUGACACCUCAGUAAUGGAGACGUAUGAUUACGGCUACCAGAAUGCGAAGGGUUUUAUCUUUGCUUCAUGUGUCUUUGCUCAAGCUGAAGUUCCAGUGAAUACGCCUGUCGACUUUCAGCUCGCCUUGAGCUUUCACUCUGAACGUUCUUGCGGUGAUGACGCGCCAGAGUUUGCAUUCAGCAAGGCCAGGAUAUACUUUGAGGGCCAAGAGAAACCCUCGCAUAUCCUCCGACCCGACGGACGAGAGAUUGCUCAGCGCUUAUGUUCCAUCGGACUAGCAUCAGACACGGAGCCAUGCCAAUCUACUGCGGGGCUCUCGUGGGUUCCUGGCAGAACUACUGUAUGGCAAGGUCAAUACUCGAGCACGCAAGCAGGAAGAACUACUAUCUCAAAGAUCGAGCUUGAGACGGAUUCCACAUUCAAGCUACGCGUGACAAUCAACAUGUCGCAGGAAGCAGAGGAAGACAUGCAACCGCCUCCAGUGUGGUAUACUGCAGAUCUCGGAAGAACGUUUAAGUUGCCACAUCGAAGCACGCCGUCCAACAUGCUCACUGUCGUCCCAUCACUCCACGACGUCUUCGUCACCUUGGAACUGCCAGGUGUUGUCUACUUGCAAGAAAAGGUGACUGCUCCAAUCAAGCUUGUCAACAAGGAGCUAAAGGCUCUUCGACUGUUUGCGGUCAUCGAUAUGCAUGGCAUGUCAGGCGAUCAUUCUGAGCCGCUCGAUUUUGCCGGUUCGGUUGUAGUCACGAAGGGCAGCAAUUCCGUCGAACGGGGCCCUCAGGGGCUAUUCGCUUUAGGUAUUCAGCAAGCUGGAGCCGAGGACGAAUAUGCCUUGGCUUUCUCUGCGCCAGCCAGUUCCAGCGCUGCCGAGUUGGUUAUCAGCGUCUUUAGCGAAUAUGCAACCGAAGAAGAAGCGUUCGAAGGCUUCGCUGUUGAGCCCACUCGGCGAGCUUCAAGUGUUUCGCUCCGCAGACCUUUCGCAAUUUGUCCUUUGCUGAACACGUUCAGCUCGGUAGGGCCCAUUCGACCUUUUCUUCAGAACUUCAGCAUAGCCGCUGCCGAGAGUUUUAUUUGCAGCUUGCGCAUCGACAUGGAAUUCCUGAAUUUCGAUUCAGAAGUGGAGGUGCUCGCAUAUUCAGUGGAGCCCGCUAGUGUGACUACAUUGAAAGCUCGGCAGGUGGGUCCGAAUCCUCUGCCCGACUCUGUGUGGAAAUGCGGAGAUCGAGCAGAGAUGCUACAUGAGAUCCACCUGGCACCUGACGUUGGGGGACGCAAGGUCGUGCGCAUGUCAUUGCGGUGGCGCCGAGCGACAAGCGGCCAUCAGGCAAUGUCAGGCGCGAAUGUGGCAGACGUCUUCGUCGAUCUGGGAAGCGCCUAUACAUUGCCGCCGACACAAGUCAUCGUCAACACUCCGGGCUCUGUGGACAUAUCUCAGCUAUUGAAUAUUCGGACACGCGUGGACUACUCGGCAAAGGAGCCCACAAAGGCGAUCGCCCUCUCGGUCAAUUCAAGUGCGCAAUUUGCGAUUAGCGGACCUCGCAAGACUAUUAUUCACGCCCUUCUUCCAGGGACGUCCGCGGAUGUAAGGUUACAAUUGUUGCCACUGACCGCAGGAAUGCUCCCCUUACCAAGCAUCCGCGCGAAGGCCCUAGGGGCAGACGACGCGAAUCAUUCGUCGGACCAAUUCGCGAUACCUUGCGUCGGCUCCAACGGCCUAGUUCAGCCUCAAAGCGUCAAUGUUCAUCCACUAUCAUCGCUAUCUGGCGGACAAUAA